AUGGCUAGUGAAAAUGAAGAAGCAGGGGAAUUGUCGUUGAACUUGCUUCCAGAAGGAUGCAUAGCGAAUGUGCUGUCCUUUACGAGUCCUCUGGCGGCAUGCAGGCUGUCUAUUGUCUCUCAAUUGUUCAGGUCGGCCGCAGAAACUGAUGCCCUUUGGGAGAGAUUCCUGCCCCGUGAUCAUCAAUCUAUCCUCUCCGAAUCUGAUAGUCCUCUGCUGGUUUCUUCCAAGAAACAACUCUAUCUCAGCCUCUGUGGCAAUCCUGUCCUCAUUGAGGAUGGUAAAAAGCUAUCACCAGCAACAUUGUACCCAGCACACCUUGUCUUCAAGCUCUCCGUAGAAGCGCUUGGUAACCAGCCAAUUCAGGUAACAAUGGGGCUCAGUGGUGGUGAAAAGCAUACACGAACUUUUCGUUGGCAUGCAGAAAGACAGUCGCGGUGGCGAUACCGAAGUCCAAGAAGGCCUAUAAUUGGUUCAUCUGCUGCCGAAAGUAAUGGGAAUUAUCCAAAGGAAAGAGGAGAUGGAUGGUCGGAGAUUGAAAUGGGUGAAAUUCUUACCAAGGAAGGGGAAGAAGAAGAGCUGGAAACGUGGGUUGAUUGUCGAUGGGAUUGA
Messenger RNA from Populus nigra (black poplar), 612 nucleotides. RefSeq lists its product as uncharacterized. The record is from RefSeq and is a predicted model, not a curated record. Lineage: Eukaryota; Viridiplantae; Streptophyta; Magnoliopsida; Malpighiales; Salicaceae. Bases 1 to 612 code for a protein of 203 amino acids. Gene Ontology annotation, molecular function: protein binding. The transcript has 2 exons.